Messenger RNA from Lutra lutra (Eurasian river otter), 1029 nucleotides. RefSeq names its product calcium homeostasis modulator 3 (gene CALHM3). The transcript is spliced from 3 exons. The record is from RefSeq and is a predicted model, not a curated record. NCBI's taxonomy places the organism in Eukaryota, Metazoa, Chordata, Mammalia, Carnivora, Mustelidae. Gene Ontology annotation, molecular function: monoatomic cation channel activity. The coding region runs from base 1 to 1029 and encodes 342 amino acids.
AUGGAAAAGUUCCGCAUGUUCUUCCAGCACUUCCAGUCCAGCUCAGAGUCAGUGAUGAAUGGCGUCUGCUUGCUGCUGGCCGCGGUCACGGUCAAGAUGUAUUCCUCCUUCGACUUCAACUGCCCCUGCCUGGCGCGCUACAAUGCCCUCUACGGCCUGGGCCUGCUGCUCACACCCCCGCUCGCCCUCUUCCUCUGCGGCCUCCUUGCCAACCGGCAGUCCGUGGUGAUGGUGGAGGAGUGGUGCCGGCCUGCGGGGCAGCGGAGGAAGGACCCGGGCGUCGUCAGGUAUAUGUGCUCCUCUGUGCUGCAGAGGGCACUGGCCGCCCCCCUUGUCUGGAUCCUCUUGGCCCUCCUUGACGGGAAGUGCUUCGUGUGUGCCUUCAGCAGCUCCGUGGACCCUGAAAAGUUUCUGGACUUUGCCAACAUGACCCCCAGCCAGGUGCAGCUCUUCCUGGCCAAGGUGCCCUGCAAGGAGGAUGAGCUGGUCAGGGACAGCCCCGCUAGAAAAGCAGUGUCCCGCUACCUACGGUGCCUGUCACAGGCCAUCGGCUGGAGUAUCACCCUGCUACUGAUCAUCGUGGCCUUCCUGGCCCGCUGCCUGAGACCUUGCUUCGACCAGACAGUCUUCCUGCAGCGCAGAUACUGGAGCAACUACGUGGACCUGGAGCAGAAGCUCUUCGACGAGACGUGCUGUGAGCAUGCGCGGGACUUCGCCCUCCGCUGCGUGCUGCACUUCUUCGCCAGCAUGCAGAGCGAGAUGCGGGCGCGCGGGCUGAGCCGGGAUGCCGCAGGCAGGGGCCCCGAGCCACCCGAGAUGCCCAGCGGCCUGGACGGCGACGGAAGCAGGAAGGCCCACCUGCGGGCAGUUUCCAGCCGGGAGCAGGUGGACUUCCUCCUGAGCACGUGGUACUCCAGCAAACCGCAGCUCAACCUCGUGGCAUCCCCGGGGCUCUGGGCGCGUGGCCUCAACCACCGCGCUUCCACGGUGGCCCCAGGCACCAGACUGUCCCAGCAUACUGAUGUAUAG